ACUGCCGGCCAUUUGCCAUUGAGUGAAACUAUCGCUGUCCUUCCCGACGGCCCGGUUCCAUUCGGUCUCCAAUUCCUCACCACACCAUCCAAACCCUCUUCCUCCGCCGGCUCCUCUCCGCCCGGUCGCUGGCCGUCCCCGCUCGUUCGCCACCCCCGCCGCCGCGUUCCCCGUCAAACUUCCGAUUCGAAUACGCCGGCCCCUCCCUCUCCCUUCCGGAUCCUCCACCGGCCGCUCCUCAGUCCACCGCCUCCGCCGCCGCCGCCACAGCGCGGCCCCUUGCGUUUUUCUGUUGUGAACUUCAACCCAGGAAUAGCAAUGUCUUGGACAAGAGGUUUAAGGUAUGGUGUUAUUCCGAGGCAUGCGGCUCAGUUGAUAGAGAGUAGAAGCCUUGCAAUUGCAAGCAAGGCAAAGAAGGGUGGCAAGGGUGGUGCGGCUGAUGCUGGCAAAACUCCUGCACUCAGCAAAGAACUGAAGAGUACAACAGUGUUUGGGGCAAAUAUCCUCAAGGAGGGUUCUGAUCCGAAAAUUCAACUAGAUUCUGAGUAUCCCGACUGGCUGGGGCACCUGCUCGACAAGCGUCCUGUGCUAAGUGAGCUGCGGAGGAAAGAUCCCAAGACACUCCCUUAUGAAGACCUGAAGCGUUUUGUCAAGUUGGAUAACCGAGCUCGGAUCAAGGAAAACAAUGCUCUCACGGCAAAGACCUGACCUGGAGAUAAGUCUCAGGAAGGAACAGGGCCUAUCAUAUUUCCUUUUUCAUUUGAAUAUUUACUAGAGGGCAAGGUGAAUUAUUCGUUUUUGGCAAUAAGGUAGUGACUUGGAACAUUAAAUUCUUCGGCCUUUCUUAAUUUGGUACCAUUAUAGGCAGUUUAUGGCACCAGCAUGCUUCCGCUUCAUCUUGUGAAGAUGUAGCCUCUGCUGUUUUGUGUCCAGUUCUGUAGUGAAUUCUUGAGUUCCAUAGUUCUGCGUCAUUAUCAGGCUAUCCUGCUUGUGUUGGUAUUUUGGGAGGGCAUAAUUAUGUUGAAAUGCGCUUUUUCGUU
Phragmites australis (common reed) is the source of this 1040-nucleotide messenger RNA. RefSeq lists its product as uncharacterized. The record is from RefSeq and is a predicted model, not a curated record. Gene Ontology annotation, molecular function: structural constituent of ribosome. Gene Ontology annotation, cellular component: mitochondrial large ribosomal subunit. The annotation marks the transcript as partial. The transcript is spliced from 2 exons. NCBI's taxonomy places the organism in Eukaryota, Viridiplantae, Streptophyta, Magnoliopsida, Poales, Poaceae.